Messenger RNA from Schistosoma spindalis, 2626 nucleotides. Lineage: Eukaryota; Metazoa; Platyhelminthes; Trematoda; Strigeidida; Schistosomatidae. The record is from the annotation of a GenBank genome assembly.
AUGAUGCGUGAGAGUAUUCGAAGAGGACCAGUUGUAUGUGAUAAUUCCUAUCCUUGUUCCACACAUGAAAUGUCAUGUAAACAUUUUAAAUCCUCAUCACCAUUUAAAUGUCAUAAGAAGUAUGGGACUGGAAGAAUGAAACUCUCAUCCAAAAUAUGUCAUAAAAAGGAUACUGGAAAACAUGAAACACCUAGUCAAAACUCUUCAGAUAUUUGUCAACUAGAUAAUAUUCCUAGUAGUAACAGUGAGAAUAGUUCAAUGAAUAUUAAUUCUGAUGAUAAUAUAAAAGAAUCUAUACUGAAUCCUAUUAAUAUGGAUAAUUGUAGUAUUCUUCAACAUGAACAUUGUAAUGAUACACAAUCUAACCAAAAUAUCUUUUUUGAUUUAUUAUCUAAACUUGAAAGACAUUUGGAUGAAGAGAGAAAAGCCAAUGCAAAAUUACAAGUUGAAUUAAUGAAUAAAACUGAAUAUGAAAAAAAAAUAUCUGAUCUACGAUCCAGUUAUGAAGCGGAAGUAUUUCGUUUACAAAAUGUGAUAACACGUUUACAAGGCAAUUCACAUUAUAACGACAAAAUAAGUCAUGAUGAUGAAAAAUUAGUGAACUCCAAUACAGAAGUUAAGGAAUUGAGUGUCAUAAGAAAUAAUGAUGCCGAAUCGAUUACUGAAAAUAGUAUUAAACCUGUGCAUAAUUUCACUAGUAUGGAUGAACUGAAAAAAGAGUAUGAAAAGCAAGAAUUACUAAUUGCAGGUUAUCAACGUGAAAAUGAAAAAUUGUAUGCAUCUAUUAAAAAGUUACGAAAAGAUAACCCAACUGAAACCGAAGAUUCACAGACAGCAAAACGUUUGACUACUGAAAAUCUUUCUUUAAGAGUUGAAGUUGAACAAUUAAAUAAAGAAUUGAAACUACGUAGUCAACAAAUAUGUAUCAUGUUAUCUAAAAAUUCAAGAUUGAAUCAAGAAAAUCGAAUAAAUGAAUUACAAGAACUGAAUAAACAAUUGGACAAUGACAGAAAUAAAUUAACAAAAGAAUUAAAUGAUACACGUUUAGAGUUGACAAACAUUAAUUUAAAAAUGAAUAAUCAUAUCCAUGAGAAAAAUGAUUUAUUAGAAAAAUAUGAAUCUUUUAAAGAAAAAUCUCAAACAGAUUAUACAAAUAUGAAAGAAACAUUUUUAUCUCAAAUAGAAAAUCUUCAAAAGAAAUUACGUUGGUACAUUGAAAAUCAAUCAAUAAUUAUUAAAGAUUCAAAGAAAUUACAAAAUCAAGCUAGAGAACUGGAAAAAUUGCAAGCGGAAUUAUCAUAUUUUAAAAGUAAACAGGUUUCUGGUCCCAAGUCAAAUGAAUCAAAACAGCCAUAUAACAGUAAGGAUUUAUCAAAUGAAAGUGAACAAGCAUUUCUUCUUGAAAGGAUUAAAUUUCUUGAAUCAGAAUUAGAUAGAGCUCAUGAAAAUGAGAAACGAGCUAUUCGUGCACUUCAGCAACAAUAUGAAAGAGUUAAAUUACAGUAUGAAGAUCGUAUUGAAUCAUUAGAAUCAUAUAUUAACUUAUAUUGUAUUCAUAAUCAAAUUAAUUCAUCAUUAUUAUCAUCACAAAAUAAUAAUAUUUUAAAAUUAAAUCACUUAGAUACUAUUAAAAAUAAACCAAUAAAAAAUUCAUUGAAAAUAUUAAAACAAAAAAAUAAUUCUAAUCAAUCAAUAAUUCUUUUAAAUUUAUUAAAUAAUUUACGCGGUCAAAUAACAAAUUUAAAAAGACAAUUAAAACAAAGACAACAAACUAUUGAACAAAUGAAACAUUUUGCACAAUUAAAUAGUAACCAUUUAAACAAUAACAACAACAACAACAACAACAGGGAUAAUAAUAAUAAUAAUAAAUUAAAUAUGACAAUAAAAAAUAAAUUCAAAUCAUCAAUACAAAAAAAUAAACCAUUUCAUUAUCCAUAUCAAUAUGAAAUUCAAUGUAGACAAAUAAAUAUGAUUAAUGAUAAAGUAAAUUUAAAAAAUAAAAUAACCAGUUCAAAAGAGCGAAACAAUGAAGAUGUAUCCAUCAACGAUAAAGAAUCAAUUAGUUUGAAAGAACAUAAUGCACUUAAGAACUUGUUACAGAGUCAUAUAACUAAACUUGAAAUUGAGCUGAAAAAAUCACAGGAAUCAGUGAAAUCUGGAGUAACUUGUGAUGCAUCCACAAGCACUGAUUUCAUUGAAAGAACUGAUGAUUCAUAUAUCAAACUUCUGGAGAGGCAAGUUAAAAAUCAAAUUGAUACCAUUGUGUCCAGACAAACAGAAUUAAAUCGACUGAAAAAAUUAAUGACCAAUCGAAAUAAACGUCAUCAUCAUACUCAUCUUCACCAUCAUUUGCACAACGGGGAUAAAAGUGAAUAUACAGAUGAAAACAUUCCUUCUUCAUUAUUACACAACGAAGAUGAUGAUAAUAUUGAAGAAUAUAUGAAUGAAAUGUAUAUUAAUCCAAAUGAUUGUACAAAUCUUGAGGCAGAUUACUGGCGUAAUAUUGCAUUGAAAAUGAAUAAUGAAUUACAUAAUUUACAGAAUGAUGCAAAUAUACUUGUAAAUAUCUUAACAGAAUUACAACCAUAAAAAUUGAUUAAUUAAUUAAAUGAUUAAUUAAUUUACA